UCAUUUUUGACAGCGCGGUUUUUUCUUCUACGCCAGCAUCUGUCAGACGUAUUAUGUUUUUUUUUCUUCAUUCAAAAUUUUCAUAGAUCAGUGAAACAUGAAUAUCUAUUUCGUUGCUAGUUUAUUUGUGUGAAAAACUAAGAAAUUUAUAUAUUAUUUGAUAAAAUAUCUAAACAAAACAAAAGAAACAAUGAAUUAUGUACAAAAAUACUUUAAGAGACAACAGGGAGAGGCAGGUGACCUGAGUUAUGAUUUUGCAUUGAAGCGUUUAUGUGUGGCCAAAGAGGACAGCUGGCGGGGCAUACAACCAUCCAAUUAUAGCUCCGAUUUUAAUCCAGAGCCACCAAUAUUUGCAGCAAAAUUUGCCAAUUGUGAUGGAUAUCGUCAUAUGUUGGCCAUUGCCAAUGAGGAUGGAAAGAUUGCCUUGCAAGACACCACCAAACGGAACUAUGAGGCUGAGGAGAAGGCAUUGACAGCACCACAGUGUCAUUACAAUGCUGUGUUUGAUUUGGAAUGGGCUCCCGGGCAGAUGCGUUUCAUAUCAGCUUCAGGUGAUCACACAGCUCGCCUGUGGGAAGUAACAAAUAGCGAGAUUGUAGGCAUACGACCAUUUGUUGGCCAUACGCGGUCUGUAAAAACUGCAGCAUUUCGUAAAAAUGAUUCGUCGGUGUUUGCAACAGGCGGCCGAGAUGGUGCAAUCAUAAUAUGGGAUACGAGGGCAAAUCUAAAUGUAGAUAUGACACCACGAGCUGAUAAUUGCAUUUAUAGUGGCCAUGUUGGUGGACCCGGGACACCAGUUUCGCAGAGGAAACGUUCUCGAACACCGAAAAUGCCACCAAACACAACGUCAAGUAGUAUUACAGGAUUAGCAUUUCAAGAUGAAAACACAUUGAUCUCUUGCGGAGCAGGCGAUGGAAUUAUUAAAGUCUGGGACCUGAGACGUAACUACAGCACCUAUAAGAAAGAGCCCCAUCCCAAGUAUAGCUUACCUUAUGCGGGGACAUCUACCUUUAAGGGGUUUACAAAUUUAAUUGUCGAUGAAUCGGGAUGUCGUCUGUUUGCUAACUGCAUGGAUAAUACAAUUUAUUGUUAUAACCUCCAUUCCUACUCACCAAAGCCCCUGGCCCGUUAUAGAGGCCUUUUAAACAGUACAUUUUAUAUUAAAUCUUGCCUUAGUCCUGAUGGAAAAUAUUUGCUAAGUGGCAGUUCCGAUGAGAAGGCCUACGUAUGGAAUUUGGAGUAUCCUGAUGAACCACUGGUAGGCUUAUCCGGUCAUGCCGUGGAAGUAACAUGUGUAGCCUGGGGCUCCACAUAUGACUGUCCCAUUGUGACCUGUAGUGAUGAUGCCCGCCACAAGAUAUGGCGUAUUGGCCCUGAACAAAUAUCUGAAUCUGAUAAGCAGGAAAAUUAUAGAGGUCAUGCAGAGUACGUUAUGAAAUUUACAAAACCCACAAAUCAUUCAGCAUCCACGCAUAAGUAUAAUUUGAGAGAACUGGAGUCGACACCAAGAUCAUUGAAAAGACUGGUCGAACAAAAUGAGCGCACACCAAAUACAGUGGAAAAGGUUGCAACAAAACGCAGUUUCCUCGAGAUGUUGGGUGCUGCUGCCAACAAUCCGGAGGGGGUAGAUGGUGAAAAUGAAAUGCCAGAAAACAAAAGGCAAAAGACAUUGGAAACACGAGGUCGACGACUUUUCAGUCCUUGUCCGUCCACAACAAGUUCUGUGAUUGCAAGUACCUCCUUGGGUUUGUCGGCGAGAUGUUUGCAAAAACAAUUAACUUCCAUACCUGAAGAAAAUGCCAGUGCAUUGAAUACUCCAAGUUAUGUUACAAAUAAUGAUUCUAAUCAAGAGAAUAACCAACAAACCACAGUCCUAAACACACCUCCGUCCAGUAUUGGUAUAUCGAAAAUAUUUCCCUCAUGCCAGACAACACCUUCACCCCUGGCCGAACGGAAGCCGGUGCUAGACACGAAUCUCAAUGCUGCUUCCUACACAUCUCCGCCCUCGACAAGUCAGCAGGCCAACAUAAACUCAGGCCAAUCUUCAAUGUCUUCAAUGAUAUAUUCGCCCACAUCUAAUUUACCCAAUUAUGUGCUGGAUGGCGAAGCACCACAUUUGGGCAUUAUGUCACCCAAACGUAAAAUAAAAGAAAAAGUAGACUGGUUAACAAAAAUGCGAAAACAAAAAUUGCUAUCCACAUGUCGGGGUACCACAUUAGCGGAAAAAAUGCAAGACUCCAUGAAUACGGGGCAGACGAAUGAAUCUAAUGCGGGUUUGGGAGGGGGAGGUGGAGUUGGGCCUGUUGCAGCAGUUGCUUCGCCUCGUCUACAAAGCUUAAGACAAUCCGAAAGCAGUCCUAAAUCUACAACGCCCAGACGUCGGCUGUCACAAAAUCAUCACAUGUCACCAUCAUCGCCCCACUCACAACCUAGAACGCCUACAUCGAGUAGAAGGAAUAGUGAGACAACCUUACUACGAUUUUUCAGUAUUCAACCCUCCCAAAAUGCAUCUCCGGCAGUUUCUAGUCAAGAUACCCGGAGCUCAUCAUCAACAGGUGUGACAACAUCCGUUUCCAACGCAGACGUUGGUGAAAUGAGACCUUUAUCGCCAGCCCCUGCCACAACAACACAAGAAACGUGUACGAAUCCUGCGUCAAGUACACAUACCUCUGGCGCAAAUAACGGCACUACAAAUUCACUGCCUGCAACUGCUGCAACAACAUGUACUGAGUGACCGAGUAGUUCAAAUUGCUCAAGCCCAAAACUUUUACUACUUUUUACUUUACUUUUCUAAAUUAUUAUUUUUCACAUCUAGUUGUAAUCUUUAUUUUUCUAUUAUUUUGUUUUAUUAACAAAUGUUGUUUUUCGCCUAUUUUUUUAAAUGCUUAAUUUUUCAAGCUCUAUUACGAUUUAUUGGUUACAAUGUCUGGAAUUACAACUGUCACUGAUCCCCAAAACAUGGUUAUAAGACAAUAUAAAUUAAACUUAUCACUGAGAUUUCGUUUAAAAACCAGUUGCUAACAAAUCGAUCGUAAUAGAGAAACACUUUUCUUAUUUUAUUUUCAUUGGCGUUUAUUGUUUAUAGUUUUUAAAUUAUAUAGUUUGUAAAUUAAUUGCAUAGUUUUAAGCAUUUAAUAUAAGUGAAUUUUUUUAUAUACAAACUAAAACCUUCCCUACAUUACAAAAGGGAAGGAGUGAAAAAAUCUUUUUUGGUUUUUCAUUUUCGAAAAUUGGUAACCAAUUUCCGAACAUGAAAAAUCAGCUAAAACACACACAGAACCAAUAAAGACUUAUAAAUGUAUUUAUAAAAUAGAAACUAAAGUGAAAAAUGUUUUUGAUUUGAUUGUUUAGACAAUAAUACCUUGACUUGUUAGAAAAAAAAAAAAAAAAUACUCGCAGAAAUACAUAAAUAUAUCUUAUCUACAAAGACUAUGAAAUGCAUGAACAAUUAUUUUAAUGUACAAAUACCUACUAUUAUUUUUUAGAAUGAACAGCUGCAUGUGAAACCCCAAAAGGCUAUUAACAAUAAAUAAUUACAAAAAGAA
Musca domestica (house fly) is the source of this 3545-nucleotide messenger RNA. RefSeq names its product protein lethal(2)denticleless (gene l(2)dtl). Lineage: Eukaryota; Metazoa; Arthropoda; Insecta; Diptera; Muscidae. The coding region runs from base 191 to 2734 and encodes 847 amino acids. The transcript is spliced from 3 exons. The record is from RefSeq and is a predicted model, not a curated record. Gene Ontology annotation, molecular function: protein-macromolecule adaptor activity; protein binding. Gene Ontology annotation, cellular component: nucleus. Gene Ontology annotation, biological process: mitotic G2 DNA damage checkpoint signaling; proteasome-mediated ubiquitin-dependent protein catabolic process.